AUGGUGUCAAAAGAUCCAGAACCCAUUUUAUCUUCUCCUUCCCUUCCCACAAGCAGAUGGUGGUCGAAAGAGACGGUGGCCGUAGUGACGGGAGCAAACAAGGGUAUUGGGUUUGCACUGGUAAAAAGGUUAGCAGAAUUGGGAGUAACUGUGAUUUUAACAGCCAGAGAUAAUGUAAAGGGACUCAAAGCAGUUGAGUCACUCAUAGAUCAAGGACUCCAUGUACACUUCUUUUGCCUUGAUGUCUCAGAACUUGUAUCCAUCAAAGCAUUUGCAUCCUGGUUUCAAGAGACAUUUGGAGUACUUGAUAUACUAGUAAACAAUGCAGCUGUAUCUUUCAAUGACAUUCAUGAGAACUCGGUAGAACAUGCCGAGACAGUGAUGAAGACAAAUUUCUAUGGAACAAAAUUACUGACUGAAACCCUCUUGCCCAUGUUUCGUCGCUCAGCUUCUAUGAGUCGUAUACUUAAUAUUAGCUCAAGACUCGGCCUACUUAAUAAGCUCCAAAAUCCAAGUAUAAGAGAGACACUUGGUGAUGAAGAAAGGCUGUCGGAGGAUCACAUCCAAGACAUGGUCGUUACGUUUCUUGAUGAUGUGAAGAGUGGCACAUGGCGAAGCAAAGGGUGGCCAAAAGUGUGGACCGAUUACGCCGUGUCAAAGCUUGCCCUGAACGCAUACUCAAGGAUCAUGGCAAAACGCUAUCAAGGCCGCGGUUUGAGUGUUAAUUGCUUCUGUCCAGGUUUUACGCAGACAUCGAUGACUCGUGGUAAGGGUGAUCAUACUGCAGAUGCCGCCGCAGCCGUCGGGGCUGACCUAGUCUUGCUUCCACCUGAGGAACUGCCAACCGGAAAGUUUUAUAUAGGUUCCAGCUCUCAUCAAUCAAAAAUGUCUUCGCUUUCUCUCUCUUCAUCCGAGAACCAAUACCUUGAAACCCUGUUACAAUCAGCCCGUCCAUUUCUCCGUGGAGAGCUCGAAUCCAUCGACAAAAACCUACCUUCUGUCAUCGCUGUCUUACGCUCUGCCGGUGCCGGGGAGUGUUGGCACAGGCAUGGCUCCUUCCAAUACCAUCUUUUCGAUGUUUACCGUAUUCUAAAGCUCUGGAAAGCCCAGGAGUGUAUAUGCCUUUGCGGCCUCUUUCACUCUGCUUACUCAAACUCUUACAAUAACCUUGCAAUAUUCGAUGCUGCCACGGACCGUGACACCGUGCGUGGCCUUGUUGGUGAGGCUGCAGAGCGUUUGAUGUACUUGUUUUGUGUUGUCCAGCGUCACCCUCUCAUUCAUGAUGAUCUUCUGUUCCAAUACACUGAUUCAGAACUGGUCGAACACCUUGAGCUUUCGAAGAUUUCGUUGAGGAAAUCUAAGGAAAUUGGGAUUUUCAACGAGGAAGAGUUUUGGAGGGUGAAACUACAGUCUCUUGUUCCUGCUAAUGGGAUCACAGUGAAGCACAUAAAGACGGGAGAAGAAGUUGUGCUCUCCCGGAGAGUCAUUGCAGUGUUCCUUCUGAUGACAAUAGUUGAUUUCAGUGAUCAGUUUUUUGGUUAUCAAGACGUCUUGUUUGAGAAUAGCAAUGGCCGUCUGGAGUUUUCUGGAGAUAAUAAUGCUGCUUUAUGGCCUGGUGAUGGCAGGCCAGGACUAUGGAUGAACUCAAUAUCAAGAAUGGGUGCAUUAUACACAAUGUUAGUGAGAGAAGAAGAGAUAUACAUGGAGGAAAGUAAAAGAAGUGGUGAUGAUGGGGUAUUAAAAGAUAGAGAGUACGAAGGUAUUGAGCUUGUCAUCCCACCAGUUUUCGAGAACUGCACAAGGGUUUUGGAUGCAGAAGACCAGAUUGAAUCCAGGGACUUGUAUUGGGAGGUUAUGUGUGAUUCGUCUGAGAAGGGUUUGCAGAGAGCUGAGGAGAAGCUGUUGAGGUGUGUGGAAAAGAACCCUUUUAUUGGAGAGCCUCACUUGGUGUUGGGUCAGCUGUAUUUGAGCAAAGAGAGGUUUGAGGAUGCUGAGAGAGAGGUACAAGAAGGGCUAACCCUUUUGUUGGAGUGGGGAAAUCCUUGGGAUAAGAGGAUGUCAUGGGAAGGUUGGAUUGCUUGGGCUAGGGUUAUGUGGAUUAAGGCUAAGGAGCGGUCAUGGCCGAAGACUUCAUGGGGCAUCAUCAACUUAGGCCUAGUGAAGUAG
Messenger RNA from Ilex paraguariensis (yerba mate), 2166 nucleotides. The record is from the annotation of a GenBank genome assembly. NCBI's taxonomy places the organism in Eukaryota, Viridiplantae, Streptophyta, Magnoliopsida, Aquifoliales, Aquifoliaceae.